Molecule: messenger RNA, 1110 nt
Organism: Trematosphaeria pertusa
Lineage: Eukaryota; Fungi; Ascomycota; Dothideomycetes; Pleosporales; Trematosphaeriaceae
Product: ClpP/crotonase
Exons: 1
Coding region: 195-1010 (271 amino acids)
Source: RefSeq, a predicted model, not a curated record
CUCUCAUCAACAAAACAGCUUUGAAGGAGUAAUCGCGCAUAUCAGCACAACAAUGGCUUUCGUAGGAAGAGCCGAGGUAUCUUGCUGAGGAUGUAAGCCACUGCAUCUGUCGGGCCUUCCCCGCUUUCUCGUUUAAUCUCACCUCCUCCACCCAUAUAUCUCGUCCUUGCCUUCAUCAACUAGCCCCUAAAACCAUGGCAUCUUCAUCCAUGGAUCCCGAACCAGAUGCAAUCAUGUACAAAGCAUUGCCAUCUGGCAUAACAACUAUCGCCCUCAACCGCGCAGCGCGCCGCAACGCCGUCGACCCAACCACCGCUCGGAAACUCUACGAUGCCUUCCUGAAGUUCGAAGCCGACGACUCCCAAAAAGUAUGCGUCUUCCACGGCGCAAACGGAACCUUUUGCGCGGGCGCCGACCUCCAAGAAGUCGCCAAAAGCGCUCUUUCGGAAGCCCCUCAUUUCGGCCCCGUGCGAGGCCGCAAUAUCGCGCCCAUGGGCCCCUCGCGCAUGCAAGCCCGCAAGCCGGUCAUUUGCGCUGUGAGCGGAUAUGCUGUCGCAGGCGGACUUGAAUUGAGUCUGCUGGGCGAUAUGCGAGUUGUUGAAGAGGAUGCGGUAUUCGGCGUUUUCUGUCGGCGCUUCGGCGUCCCGCUCAUUGAUGGUGGCACGGUACGACUCCAAGCUAUCGUGGGAUUGGGAAGAGCUAUGGAUAUGAUCCUGACCGGGCGAGCGGUCGGCGCGCAGGAGGCGCUGCAGAUGGGAUUGGCGAACCGCGUGGUACCCAAGGGAAAGGCGCUGGAAGAGGCGAUGAAGAUUGCGGAACUCUUGUUGCGAUUCCCGCAGCUGUGCAUGAAUAGGGAUCGCGAGUCAUGCUACUAUGCGGCUUACGCCGCGAGCUCGCUGGAAGAUGCGCUGAGGUUUGAAUUCGAUAAUGGGGCCGAUGUGCUCAUGAAGGAAACUAUAGAAGGAGCGAAGAGAUUUGCCCAGGGAGAGGGAAGAGCUGGGAAGCUGUAGAUGGAGGUGCACACUUGGGAAGACGGAUUUCGCAUGGGAUUUCCUAUCGAGAGUGAUAUACAAGUGUAAGGAGUUAGUUACUCAGAGAGUUUUCUACAUA